Gracilinanus agilis (Agile Gracile Mouse Opossum) is the source of this 1936-nucleotide messenger RNA. It is a transcript of the gene UBE2G2, whose product is annotated as ubiquitin conjugating enzyme E2 G2. Gene Ontology annotation, cellular component: cytosol; endoplasmic reticulum. The transcript is spliced from 6 exons. The record is from RefSeq and is a predicted model, not a curated record. The coding region runs from base 58 to 555 and encodes 165 amino acids. Lineage: Eukaryota; Metazoa; Chordata; Mammalia; Didelphimorphia; Didelphidae.
GCCGGCGAGGCCGGCGGCGGCGGCGUUGAAGGAGGCGGUGGCGGCGGUGGGGCCAGGAUGGCGGGAACAGCGCUGAAGCGGCUCAUGGCCGAGUACAAGCAACUGACGCUGAAUCCACCCGAGGGAAUCGUGGCAGGCCCAAUGAAUGAAGAGAACUUUUUUGAAUGGGAAGCCCUGAUCAUGGGCCCAGAAGACACCUGUUUUGAGUUUGGGGUUUUUCCUGCCAUUCUGAGCUUUCCCCUGGACUAUCCACUCAGCCCCCCAAAGAUGAGGUUCACCUGUGAGAUGUUCCACCCAAACAUCUACCCCGACGGCCGGGUCUGCAUCUCCAUCCUGCACGCCCCCGGAGACGACCCCAUGGGCUACGAGAGCAGCGCCGAGCGCUGGAGCCCCGUGCAGAGCGUCGAGAAGAUCCUCCUCUCCGUCGUCAGCAUGUUGGCAGAGCCCAAUGACGAGAGUGGUGCCAACGUAGACGCUUCCAAAAUGUGGCGGGAUGACCGAGAACAGUUUUAUCGAAUUGCCAAGCAGACUGUCCAGAAGUCCCUGGGGCUUUAGGGCCCCUCUCUCCACCCCCCUCCCCCCGCCCUGUCCCCCCAUUGUCCCAGGGCUGCGGUCCCCCCACAACUGCCGGCUGGGGGCCGCGGUCCUCGGUGCUGGGACCCAGCAAGAGGAGCCAGAGCAGCCCUUCUCGUCCCUCUCCUUCCUCCUUGUGCGCCCCUUUCCAUGGAUGGACGGACGGCGGCGGCUUCCUCACGGAGCGUUCUCCCUCCUGACCACCUGCAGCUUCCUCCCUGCGGAAGAGCCCUGACCUUCUGGGGCCUGGCGAGAAGCCGGGCCUUCCCUGCUCUCUCGGAGUCCGUGAGAUGAGGCUUGGGAGCCCGGAGGAGGAGGAGGAGGAGGAGGACGAGGAAGAAGGGCUGGACGCCAGAGUGGUUUCCGAGUCACUCGGCGUGUUACACACAUGUGCCACGUGGGGAACGUGUAUUCUGCCAUCAGAUUCUGUCCUGACAAUUUGACAAAUAUAUGUUUUUCUUAUCACCCAGUGGCGUGAGCUUUUCCAGUGUAGAUGACCGUCCGAUCCAGUUUUCUUGGCCUUUUUUACAUUGUGGGUCAACACAGGGUGGGGCGGAGCAGUCAGAUAGGAAAACCGGGAGAAUCUGGCCCGUAGACUGGCCGAGUCAGAUUCCCGCUCCGGGUGGCAGCACCGUCCCGGAGUUGGCGUGGCUGGGCCGGGGCUUGCCCGAAGGCGAUGCCUGCAAAGCGGCCCAGGCCCGGCUUCUUCCGUGGUGGUCGGGGGCCUCCGCGGGCCCCGGCCCCACCGUGACUGCCUCACGGGGCUCUCCGGACACUCUCAGGUCUGCAGCCCCGGCUGAGAGCUGAGCUUCCAAGCAAUAACAGGUUCGUCGCCAGCGGGGCCAGCUCCCGGGGCUGCCGACCCCAUUUCAAGAAGAAUUUCUAUUUUUGAAACACAAGAAAUAAAGGGUGUGUCUGAGCUCUUCGGACAGAGAUUUUCUUGACCUUAUUUUGGUUUUCCCUUCCCUCCCCCUCCCCACUUUUCGGGGAUUCAAUGCCGUGGAAUGGGCUCCGAGUCGGCUCCUGCGGAGACCCCGCGCCCUCGUUGCCAGGAGGGAGUUUCUUAGGUUUGGAGCGGACGACUGUGUUGGGGUUGGGGAAGUGGCUAGAGUGGUGCCUGCCGGGGGGCUGCCAGGGUCUGGGCACCAGCGUUCAAAGGCCCGGUCCGGAGGGGUGGGGAGGAGGAAGGCCGCGGUCUGGGCAGAUCGAGGCGGUGAUGGGAUCCGAAGAUGACUUUGGGACGGAAACACUUUCAGAAGCAAAGAAAGCAUUUGUGUUCAUUUGUAUUUAUUUUGGGCCCCACCCCGUGCAGUCUCCUCCUUUGAUGGCUUUGUUAAAAAUAAAGUUCUAUAUUGACCCCCUG